GUGGCAUUCCAUUCUGCUGCUUUCCAUGGGGCAGCCGCCGCCCGCCAGCGAAGCCCCCUGCACACGUUUGACUCCCCCGGCUCACCCGCCACAUGCAGUCCAUCCUCAACCAUCUCCACCAUUAAUCCAAUCCCUCCUCGCUAAUCUUAAAUUUCUUAAUUAAAUCCACCCUCCUCUUAAUGGCCUUCCUCUUUUUCGUUGCCCCACUUCACACCUUUAAUUACAAAAUACUGCAACCCCUUCUCCUCCUCCUCCCCCCUCCCUUUGCUUCCCCUUUACUCCCCCCCUCUCUCCUUCAUGUACGCAGGUGCGCGCCGUGCUGGGUUUGCCGGUUUCUCCUCUUUCGCCACGGAGCAAAAGCCGCUCGCCCUUGUCCAGGCUCCGCAUUCCGGCGCCACUGCCAGCAAGCCGGAACAGUAAGGCGCCUGGCCUCUCUCCAGUUCUGACUGAGGCCUGAGGGCGCGCAUAGGGGAGCUCGUCAUGGAGUUCUCCUUCAAUGGGGUUUGAUGCGAGGUGCUGGUGCUGCCAAGGUAAAUAAAGCGGUUGGGAUAAGUUUGUAAAUUGCUUUGUCAAACCAGGACAAGGUUCUGAAUCAGGGGCAGGCAACCUCUCGCGUAGCCUGUUCAUCUUCAUCAGACAGGCCCAAGGAUAUGUCGUCGUCCAACAACUCUGUCAGCGCGGCGCUGUCAGGAACGACGCCCGUGUUCCGGCUGAGAGUAUGGCAGCUGAUUGCCAUCGCCGUCGGGAUAGUCAUGGCGAUCCUGCUCGUCAUUGCGUUGUGCCUUUCGCUGCGGAGGAAAAAGAAGACAGUGAAAGGGUUCGACAACACUUCGCUGGCCGAGAUCCCGAUCGUCUCCAAGGAGAUCAACGUCGACAGAGUCGAUGCGCAGAGCCUACAUGACGGUGAAGCGCCCUUCAUGCCGGUGCAGGAUAAGUACUCGCAGACCAAAGGCGCAGGGCAGCUGGGAGGGCGUAGAUCCGUCGACGUCGACGCGUUCAGCCAGUGCAGCUCGGUGUACAACAUAGAGAAGGCCGGGAGCUCGUACUCCGAAGAUUACAGCUACAGCAGCUCCGGUCCGGCUAGGAAAGGCAGCUCACCGUAUGCGUAUUCAGCGUCGCCGCUGGUUGGCCUGCCUGAGCUGUCGCAUCUAGGCUGGGGCCACUGGUUUACCUUGAGGGACCUGGAGUGCGCCACGAACCGGUUUGCGAAGAGCAAUGUUCUUGGGGAGGGUGGCUACGGAGUUGUCUACAAGGGCCGUCUGGUGAAUGGGACUGAGAUCGCCGUGAAGAAGAUCCUUAAUAAUGUGGGGCAGGCAGAGAAGGAAUUCAGAGUUGAAGUUGAAGCCAUCGGUCAUGUUCGGCACAAGAAUCUGGUCCGCCUUCUGGGAUAUUGCGUGGAAGGGAUACAUAGGAUGCUUGUCUACGAGUAUGUUAAUAAUGGCAACCUGGAACAAUGGCUUCAUGGCGUGAAUCAACACGGUGUCCUUAGUUGGGAAAACCGUAUGAAAAUUCUCCUUGGCACUGCAAAAGCUCUCGCGUACCUUCAUGAGGCCAUAGACCCCAAAGUUGUGCACAGAGACAUCAAGUCAAGUAAUAUCUUAAUCGACGAUGAAUUCAACAGCAAGGUUUCUGAUUUUGGGUUGGCUAAACUUCUGAAUUCUGACAAAAGUCAUAUCAAUACAAGAGUUAUGGGAACAUAUGGGUAUGUAGCACCUGAGUACGCAAAUAGUGGGAUGCUAAAUGAAAAAAGUGACAUAUACAGUUUUGGAGUGGUGUUGUUAGAAUGUGUGACAGCUAGGGAUCCAGUUGAUUACAGUAAGCCUGCAGAUGAGGUGAAUCUCAUAGAGUGGCUUAAGAUGAUGGUUACCAGUAAGAGGGCAGAGGAGGUAGUGGAUCCAAACCUCGAUGUUAAGCCACCAAAACGUGCCCUUAAGCGGGCAAUCCUGGUUGGCUUCAAGUGCGUUGAUCCUGAUGCUGACAAGAGGCCAAAGAUGAGUCACGUUGUCCAGAUGCUUGAAUCCGUUCAGAACGCAUACCAUCAAGAUCAAAGAAAGCUCAGCCAGGUGGGAAGCAUAGAUAUCGAGUCGCAGCAGUCGCUAGAGGAGACUUCAAACAGUGCUGAUGCCUGAACCUCUCCGAUUCUGAACAAGCACUGGAAUCAUCUGAUAGCAACAUUGAAUUGAUCGUUGCUCGGUACUUUAUAGAGUGAGUGGAUCAGGCUUACAGUUUGCAUAUACUGGAGGAGGAGGUGGUUAAAAUCAAUCAGUAGCAAGUUGUUCAUUCCGUUUUUUUACCCAUUUUUCCGGGUGUGCUUCUAUACUCCCCUAAAAGGUUCAUCUCUUUUACCCUUAGGAUAUGUAUAGUUUUCCUUUUGGGAGAGCAUAGAAGCACCUUCAUCUUCUUCUUCUUUUUCGUUUGAGUUGCCAGGAGCGACUAACCUCAGGCAUAGUCACUGGAUUUCAUUACCCGUGUGUAGCGGCUUUAUGGAAACUCACUGUUACCCUAUAUGAAAACAUGAAAUUUCCUGCUGUGAAGCGCUGACAUCUGAA
Messenger RNA from Zea mays, 2549 nucleotides. Its product is annotated as probable receptor-like protein kinase At2g42960. Lineage: Eukaryota; Viridiplantae; Streptophyta; Magnoliopsida; Poales; Poaceae. Gene Ontology annotation, molecular function: ATP binding; protein kinase activity. The record is from RefSeq and is a predicted model, not a curated record. The transcript has 8 exons. Bases 651 to 2129 code for a protein of 492 amino acids. Gene Ontology annotation, biological process: protein phosphorylation.